Messenger RNA from Choloepus didactylus (southern two-toed sloth), 4058 nucleotides. It is a transcript of the gene CLEC6A, whose product is annotated as C-type lectin domain containing 6A. Bases 309 to 947 code for a protein of 212 amino acids. The record is from RefSeq and is a predicted model, not a curated record. The transcript is spliced from 6 exons. NCBI's taxonomy places the organism in Eukaryota, Metazoa, Chordata, Mammalia, Pilosa, Megalonychidae.
UUUUAUUUCAGGAACUGAACAAAUGAUCUGACUAUUCUUGUUGAAGUUCUCAUUAACAGUUUUUGGUAUAUUUCUCAAUUUCCUCUUUUGUUUUCCCAGUGUUUUUAGUAUGUUGGAAAAUUUACUCCAAACCACGACUUCUUCUUUUGAGGUACACUUUAUAUUGGAUGCCUUUUAGCUUUAUCAUUGUACGUAGCAGUUUGUCUCUGAGCUCUGGUGUCUUUGAAUGAAGCCAGAAUCUGGAUAACUUCUUCAAGGAAAGAGAUCCAAGAGGUUCCUGGAUCUCCUGAACACCAGGAGCCCACAUAAUGGUGCGAGAAGGACAGUCUCGAGGUAGAGAGAAAGGAGUCUGGUGGUCCCAAGUGCGGCUCUGGACUGUUGCUGUGGUUUCCCUUGCCCUCCUCAGUGCCUGUUUCAUUGUGAGCUGUGUGGUAACUUAUCAUUUUACAUAUGGAAAAAUCGGCAAACGGCUGUCUGAACUGCACACGUAUCAUUCAAGUCUAACCUGCUUCAGUGAAGGGACAAGGGUGACAGAAAAGGUCUGGGGAUGUUGCCCAAGUGCUUGGAAGUCAUUUGGUUCCAGUUGCUACUUCAUUUCUAUGGAAGAGAAUUUUUGGUCUAAAAGUGAGCAGAACUGUAUUGGGAUGGGGGCUCAUUUGGUGGUGAUCAACACAGAAGCAGAGCAGAAUUUCAUUGUCCAGCAGCUGAAUGAAUCCUUUUCUUAUUUCCUGGGGCUCACUGAUCCUCAGGGAGAUGAAAAAUGGCAAUGGAUUGAUCAGACACCUUUCCAUGAAAAUGUCAGAUUCUGGCACCCCAAUGAGCCUAAUUUUUCUGCAGAGCGAUGUGCUUCGAUAGUUUUCUGGAGUCCUGGAAAAUGGGGCUGGAAUGAUGUUUUCUGUGAUUCUAAAAGGAAUUCAAUAUGUGAAAUGAAGAAGAUUCACCUAUGAGUGAAAUGCAUUCACCUACAUCUUUAAAAUAGGGACCAAUUGUAAAACAAUAAUUUCCUCUUGUUAAUUAUGUAAAUCCUGUGUCAUAGAGGUUCAUGGAAAUAUUGGAAUGCUUCUCACCCUUCAAUUACCCCUCCUCUGGUUUUCUCUUUUCCACUAAUGAUAGGAUAAGUUCAUCAGCUCUUUGUUUUCUCUUCCAUUUGUUCUUUAUUCGCUUCUUUCCUUUUGUUCUGACCACCUCCUUUUUACCUCGUUGGUGAAGAAGGAUCCCCGAUUCUAAAUAGAGUAAGAUGGUAAAACACCUGACACCCUUCAUUGGACAGAUAAGACUGACAGCAGUUUAUUAGUCACGGCCCCCACCCCCCGGGGUGGAGGGGGUAGGAUACCACAGGCCAUGCAGGGCCACAUGGGAUUGCACUCAGGAACAGAGUGAACUGGCAGGGGGCUGUGGGAGGCAGGCUUUGUAGUGACCAGAGGGUGGAUGUGAUUGGGAGGAUGUGAUUGGGCUGGCAGGGAGGUGGAAUCCAUUUGGUAGAGGACCGGGUGAUGUGCAGCGGGCCCAGUUGCUAGGGGAACUAGCCGGUGGGGAGCCUUUCCUGCUGGAUGGGGGUAUAUCUGGUGAGAGAAGAGGAUAUGGUGAGAGCAGGGGAACUCACGGCUAGGCCUUUGGGGAUCUGUGAGGCUCAAAGUUGGCAAGGCAGCACAAGGAAUUUCAGGCCUUACAAUGCACCUCUCUUUAUACUUUCUUCCACAAACAUUCCUUGUGCCAGAAACUGUAUUCUUUUGUUAAUUAGAAGACUUAUAAAGGAGGUUUCUUUUAAAAGUUAUGACUUUCCUCUCUCAAAACAUCAUAGAGAAAUCCCCUCAAUCAAGAUAAUGGUUGGGGCUGCAGUCAUCUGAAGUCUUGACAAGAUCUGCAGUAUUUACUUUGUAGAUGGCUCAUUCACAUGGCUCACAAGUUUGUGCUAGCUACUGGUAGGAGUCCUCAGGCCCUCAGUACAUGGUACUCUCCAUACAUCUACUUGAGAGUGCCCACAACAUGGGGGCCCACUUCCACCAGAGCAACAAGAGAACAAAGUGAAAGCACUAAGGUCUUCUAUGAUAUGAUCUAACCUUAGAAGUUAUACACCAUAACUUCCACUGCAUUCUAUUAGUCACGUAGUCCAAACUGGACAUAAUAAAGAAGGCAACUACUCAAAGGCAUGAACACCAGAAAGUUAGAUUCUUUGGGGGCCAUUGUGGAGACUGGCUACCAUAGCAAGAUUUUUUUUUUUUUAAAGUUACAAAAAUGUAUACCAAGAAGGAAAAUAAUGAAAAAUUUUUUACACUAAAAUUAUGAACUUCUGUUCAUAAAGACACUGUAAGGAAAAUGAAAAAAAAAUUGAAUUGGGAGAAGAUAUUUAAACAUCUAUAACUGACACAGUAUUAAUAUCAAGAAUAUAUAAACAAUCUUCACAAAUCAAUUUCUUCAUAGAAGAAGAAAUGCAUACAUCCAAAAGACAAGAGACAUUUUUAUAAAGAUACACAAUUUCACUUGUAAUUUGAGAAUGCACAAGAUCACAACAAGAUAUCAUUUUAUACCCUUUUAAAGGGAAAACAUUAAGAAAGCAGGCAAUACUAAGAUUUGGAGGAGAUGCAGAUAAAUGGGAUCUCAUACAUUGCUGAUUUGAGUUUAAAUGGGUACAAUCACUUUGGGAAAUAAUUGGAUUAUCUUGUAAAGGUAAACAUUCAAAUAAACUAUGAUCAAUUUGUAUUAGUUUGGUUCCCGUGCUUAAAUUAGGAUCAUUCAAGGAGAGUUUAAUAAAAAGAAUGUUUAUAAAGGUGAGACCAUGGAAACCACAAGGAUUAAUGCAAUACCCUGGGACUAGUAACAGUAUGACUGUUAUUAACACUGGUGAGGCUAUUAGAAUCCAGAAAGAUAGCAUGGUGUGGAGAGAUCUACAGUGUGAGGAGCUGUGAUAUUUCACCAAGGACCCAGCUUGUGUUGACCCUGAUGGAACAGAGCCAGAAGAAUAUAUUCCCUGAGCUCACUCUUCUGUUUUCCUCCUCCCACACCCAUCUUUGUGCAGGUCUCCUUAUUGGCCAAACCCAACCAGAAGUUAGAGGCACAGAUGCCUCCUGGGUCAGAGACCAGGAAGGAGAGGGUGGAGAGGGGUGAGAAGGGGAAAUUGGAAGUUAUCCAGCAUCCCAGUGAUAUGUAAUGCACAUGUAUAUCAGGAAAUAUGAACAAUAAUAUUCACUGUUUUUGUAGCAAAAAAACUUGACUGAAACUAUCCAAAUGCCCAUUAAGAAUACAUAAUUAAGCUGAGGCAUGCUCCUUCAGUAGUAUAGCAUACAGCAUUAAAAAUGAAUGGACCAUGAUAAAUGAUAACUACACUUAACAGCAUAGAUAAAUAUUAGUAGCAUAAUGUUGAGUGAAAAAAUCAAGUCCUAGAAGAUUACCUAUAGUGUAAUGCUCUACUUUAAAAAAACAAGUGAAGUUACAGAAUAUAAAGGCAUAUACUGACUUGAAAUGAGUAACUUGUUACUGAAAAUCAGGCAUUCUACACAAAAAUACCAACUGGGAACAUAAACACACAUUUAAAUGGGAAAAUAUAUAAAGCAUGACACUUAAUCCAAAAUCUUGAAUUUCCAAAUGAGAUAAAAACAUAAUAAAAUAAAUGUACAAUGUCUAUCAAGUAAAUCUAUCAUGUUAAAACAUAAAAUGCUCAACACAUUGCUGCAUGAUUACUAAAUAAUUAAUAUGCUUGUUAACAAAUAGUUUUUGUGUAAGUGCAUAGCAAGGAUUCUGAGUUUCACAUCUCCUUUAUUGAUACCUUCUGAUCUUUUAAUAAAGUCUAUAUAUGAUCCUUGCCAUCCAUAAACUAUAUUUGGAAUUUAACGCAAAACAUUUCCUGCCCAUAAUUUUGUUUAAUAUAUAGAAUUGACUUUUGGGGACAUAAAUAUGCAUUUUUCCUAUAUAAACAUCACCCAACAACUGCUGUAUUGAGAGAGUUCUAAGGUCUAUGAAACGUGGAUAUUAAAAGAAAUAAAUGUUUUCAACACUGUAAAUGUAAUUAAUGCCACUGAAUUGUAUACUAAAAAAUAAUUAAAAUGGGAAAAAUAUAGAAA